AUGAGACUAAUAGAAUAUGAAUUUUUCAUGAAGAUAUUAUCUUACAGUGGGUGUCGAAACAUGACGAGGUCGAGUGAGCCAACCUACAGAAGGGUUGCUGUAAUUGGAGGUGGCCCCGGUGGUUUAGCUAUGGCAAAGGCGCUUGCUAUAGAGCCGGCAACUUUCGAUAGGCUCGCUUUAUUUGAGAGACGGGAUAAGAUAGGUGGUGUUUGGUAUUAUAGUGAGGAAAAGAAGAUUGCAAGACCAUCGGUACCUUCGUGUCAUAGAAAUUCAAAGGACGUGUUCGAGGAUAUAGCUAAUGAAGAAAGACCUUUCCUAUCUUCAAUGUAUGAUAAUCUUGAGACCAAUCUUCCAGGGAAAAUGAUGGAGUAUAACAACGUACACUUUGCUAAUCAGUCCAAACCUUUUCUCAAUCGACAGGAAGUUCUUCAGUAUGUUCAAAAGUACGCUCAAACGAUUCCUUCUUCCGUGCAACGAUUAUUGAAUUCUAAUGUUGUUGAGCUACGUAAGGACCAAGGUGUAUGGAAUCUAAAGUACGAGGAUAUGAAGACAAAAGAAUUCAAAACUGACCAUUUUGACGCGGUUGUUGUUGCAAACGGUCAUUUCAAUGUCCCUUUUAUUCCCGACGUCGAAGGCUUGGAGGAAUGGAGCAAAAAAGAUCCGAGCUCAAUAACACAUGCAAGAUAUUUUGUGAGGGACACCGACUUUAAGGAUAAGAAUGUGUUGGUCAUCGGAAAUAAAUCGAGUGGUAGCGAUAUAUCCAUGCAAUUAUCUGUGAGUGCCAAAAAAGUUUUUGUAUCGUCGAAUGAAAAAGAGUUUAUUGACAACCACAAUGUCACUCACAUUGGGAUAGUGAAAAAGUACGACUAUGAAAAUGGUAGGUCAGUCGAAACUGUGGAUGGUGAUAUUAUUAAUAGUAUAGAUUCUGUUAUAUUUUGCACGGGUUACCUAUAUGAUGUCCCAUUUUUGAAGACAUAUGAAAAUAUUUUAGGAGAUGGAAGACAGAUUUACGACUUAUAUAAACAAAUUUUUUAUCUAUAUGACCCCUCAUUAGCAUUUAUUGGCUUACCGAAAGAUGUCGUCCCAAUGCCACUUUCUGAAUCUCAGGCUGCGAUAGUGGCCAGAGUAUAUAGCGGAAGACUUAAACUACCAUCUGUGGAAGAAAUGAAAGGAGAUUACGAGAAAGAAUUGCGAGAGAGAGGAAAAGGUACAAGCUUUCAUAAACUUCCGUUUCCACUCGAUGGAAACUACUGUCGAGAGUUACAAAAGAUUAUCGACGAUGCCAACAUUGGUACGGUUGGAUUACGUGCUCCAAUUUGGGAUGAUGCUAAAAUGGAUCUAAGAAGCAAAGUGUUUCAACUCAAGGCAAAGAGAAUGGAAAAAGUGGCUGAGCAUUCUAAUAAGUUGAGGCAAAAUGGAGAACCUUAUAGAUUGUUGAAUAAAUAG
This is a messenger RNA of Priceomyces carsonii, 1446 nucleotides long. Its product is annotated as N,N-dimethylaniline monooxygenase. Gene Ontology annotation, molecular function: flavin adenine dinucleotide binding; NADP binding; N,N-dimethylaniline monooxygenase activity. Lineage: Eukaryota; Fungi; Ascomycota; Pichiomycetes; Serinales; Debaryomycetaceae. The coding region runs from base 1 to 1446 and encodes 481 amino acids. The transcript has a single exon. The record is from RefSeq and is a predicted model, not a curated record.